CACAUAUACACGUUUCCUUCUUGCGCGGCCAAUGUGUGUAACCUUCCGCGCACUAACCGUGGACACUGAUGCCUUCAUAGCUAGAUACCACUCGCCAGUUUGAGCUGCUGCAACCCUAGCAUGUGUAUAACAGUUAUUCAUUAAGCAACAUGUAGGGAUGCGAGAGCAUAAGGCGAUGAGCGUCUAAGACCCAAAGUGCGUUUAGCUCAGCUUUACAUCAAAUAGCUACAAUAAUUACAUUUUACUGCCAAUUGGCAGACUUAUAUGUAUUAAAGUCCGAAAUAUGAGGUUUCGGCGUUAAGCGUUUACAACAACCAAGCAAUGGCAGCUGUGGACACAAGGCGGUGGACUCAACCGGGCAUACCUGUUGGAAAUGGAAGCGGCAUGUCGUCAAGUCCCGCUCAGUACGGGUCCGGGGCUCCGCAGCGGCUUUUGUCCGCAAGCCUCAUGGGUCCUCCAGGCUACGGCCUUCGCGCGAGGCCUACCACACAGGAAAUAAUUGCAGAGGCUUACGGCAGGCGCCUGCACGGUCUGGACCUCAUCAGCGUUAAGAAACUCAACGCGCUUAGCGCCAAUGCAGCCAAGCUGGAGGCCCACGUGGCAUCCCGUGCGGCAGCAAUCACACGUACGGCAGUUGCAGCCUCAGGAGACGCCUCUAGUAUCACUGGCGGCAGCGCCAUCAGCGGCGCAACAGGUGCAGGAGCAGGCAGCGCACUGGGCACCAGUCAGGCUUCGUAUAAGGAGCUGCUGCCGCUGCCACCCAUGCCACGUAUAAGUGCAUCAGGACCCAUAAGUCAAUCUUCCCCCCCGUCACCGGAGCUGCAGGCGCAGACACCGUUGAGGCCCAGCAGCGGGCAGGUGGGGCUGACCCACGGGUCACUCGGUCAGCUACCGGUGUCGUCCGUGUCUACGUCGCCUUUGUCCUUGUCCUCACCGCACCCGUACCAGCAACCGCUGGCGGGGUGUGGGGCAGUGGGGCGCCCUGAGGCUGGCGGCUGCAUCGCGGAACGGGGUGCGAAUGUGGUACGUCUGCUAGCGCUGCAAGACAAAGUCCUGUUCGGCGCCCUGCGCGCACAGGCCGCCCAGCAGCAGCAGCUUCCGCAGCCCGGCCCCGCCCCUCCGCUUACCAGUGCGGGUUCCGGCAGCGACCCAGCGGGCGGCGACGCUAACGUAGACGGCGGCGCCAGCACGGGAGGAGGUGGAGGCAGCGGGGCCAUUUCUGCGGCUGCCGCAACCGGCAGCAGCGGGGGCGGCGCAAAUGCGGCCGGCAAUUGCAGUGGCCCCGUUAGCAGCAGCGGCGGACCGACUAGCAGCAGCGGAGGCGGCCCCAAUAGCAGCAGCGGCGGUGUGAUCAGCGGCGGCGGUGGGGGCGGUCGCUUCCCCUCCCUGAGCGCCCUGCGCGAGCUGGACCUGGCCUCCCUGACGCCCGAGGAGCACCGGCGGCUGGAGAACCUGGGCAUACGGCUGGACUCCAAGGUGGCGGCGGCAACGGUGCAGCUGUUCCGCUUGACGCCACCUCGCCCGCUGGACUCCCAAGAGGGCUCCGACUCCUCCCGCAGCGUCUCCUCGGAGGAAGACCCGGAGGAAAGCGAAGCCAACGACUACGCUGUACGGGAGCACCUGCAGAGUGCCGUACGGCGAGCAAUUACUCGCAACCGGGAACACAACGCGGUGACGCAGUUCGUGGAGUCGCUGCAGGAGGGGGACGAGCUCUCACUAAUUAACCGAGCCAGGUCCUUUGCGCGCAACCCUUCCACAUCCACCCGCAAUCCCUCCAUCUCCACCCGGAACCCCUCCUUGAGUCGCUCGCUGCCCACCCUCCGCCCCGCCACCUCCGCCGCCACAUCCUUCUCCGUCCGCUCCGUGACGUCCUUCAGCACCGGAGCAGACCCCACCUCCCCCUCCACACCAAUCAGUGCUGCCGGCUCUCCCUCCGCCCCACCCGCCCCCUCCGGCCUCUCUGUCACCAUUAACCUGCCGCCUGACGCACGCCCGUCAACACCACCAUCGCCACCAGCAACAGCAUCCGCAGCCAUAACAACUACCGAGCCCAUUAGCCCUGCUGCGUCGGUUUCUCCCGGUGGUGGGGGCUGGGGAGCGGUAACCGGCAUGUUGCGGCGGGGCGGCAGCAGCAGCAUGGUCAGCCAGGGUGGCAGCAGCAUGCAGGGGACGCCGCUGGGCGCGCAGGAGACCAUUCCAGAGGAAGAUGAGCUGGACCUGUCGGUGUUCCCCACGGGUCAGAGCCACUCGGACGACCUGCUGGACGGACUGAUGAAGGCGGUGGCCAUGAUGACGCAGCAGGGGGCGGCGGGGCCGGCGGAGCGGCUCAGCAAGGUCAUACGGGAGGCAAGCCGCAGGCGGGAGGCGGCGGGGGCAGGCGCAGGGGCGGGGGCGGGGACAUGGGAAGCAGUGGUCACAGCUGCAACAACGAGCGAAGGACGAGGUGGAGGGGCAGUGGGGGCGGCAGCGGCCGGUGGAGGAGUGGCAAGAGUAUCGCUGCAAGACGCCUGGCUGGUGGAUGAUGGCGCGCUGCCGGAGGUGUUCACUGGCUCCUACGGAUCCCCCGAGCGCAUGUCGCGGCGGCUAAGAAAGAAGGCGGCGCUAGCCGUGAUGUUCAACCCGGCAGGCUUUCGUGAGGACGCGGCUGCUGCGGAGGUGGCGCUUUACCGCAAGGUUGCGGAACGGGGCCGCGUGGCACUAGCUUGUGCGGGCCAGCACCCCCAGGACGCUCUGGCGGCGGAAGCUUUACAUAAGCAGCUGUCGACCCUGCACUUUGCCCGGCCUUUCUUUGUGGCGCCCGGAGAUGCGCCCCCCAAGAAGGAGCAGCCCAAGCCUUCCCCCUCAAAUCGCGGCCUGGCGCGCCAGAACACGGUGUUUAAGCAGAGCGCCCCCGUAGAAAGUGUCUUCCUGCCGCGAGCUGCGGGCUGCGACUCGGAGGACAUGAUUGACAACAACGCAGUUCGGGAGCGGCAGGUACGGCGCGAUUGGAACCGAGUGGUGCGCAAGGACUCCUUCCGCGGCCUGGUGGCGCGAGAUGACCCAGGGGUCGCUGCAGGCACCACCGGGCUGGGCCACGCGCUGGAUGCCUGCCUGGCGGUGCUGCUGCGGCACAAGGACACCAUGCGCUCCGUCUUCCUGUACUACUGCAUGACGGCCAAUAGCAACGCCGACAGCUGCUUCGCCAUGGGUCAGCACGAGUGGCGGGCCUUUGUCUGCGACUGUGGCCUCACGGGUGUCCCGCCAGAAGCGGGAGCAGGCGGCCCGGCCGGCGCAGCCGCUGGCGCCACUGCCGGCAGCACCGCCGGCGGCACCUCCUCCAGCCCCACCCCCAACUCCACCCUAACACGCUCCCGCAUCUCCGUAGUGGGCACUGCGCUGCAGGCUACCAGCAGGCUGCGGUUAUCCAAUCCUGGCGGGGGCGGGACCUCCACCGCAUCGGCGGCGGCGUCAGCGGCGGCGCCCGCCAGCAGUCGCGGUGGCGGGAUGACACGUGCGACGCCGCGUGAGCGGGAUUCCGAGCGACAGGCAGCCUCAGGCUCGGCUACUGCUGCUGCUUCAGGGGCAGCGAGUGUAGCGUCUUCAGGGGCCGGCGGCGGCGGCCCGGCUGCAGCUGGCGGCGGUGCAGCGGGGGCGGCGGUGGGGUUGCACCAGCUGGCGGAUUCGGUGCUGUCUGUCGUACUGGCGGAGGCGGAGAAGAGAGUGCUGGAGGGCCAGGUCCACUUGGACCGGGCGCUGCUGCGGUCCGAGUGGUUCGAGGCGCUCAUCCGGCUCGCCACCGCGCGCCACGUCAAGGGGGGAGACAAGUGCGGCUCCAUCGCCGCGGCUCUGGAGCGCAUGUGGCGCAUUGACGUGCUGCCCGCCCUGCCCUCCGCCGCGCUGCACGAGCCCAACGCCUGGCGCAUAGGCCGGCUGUACGACGACCACGAUGUGAACGAGCUGCUCACCGCACAUGCGGACCUGAUCACGGUGCUGUACGACGUCCUCCGCGCGCACAACAAGAACCAGCUGGUGCACCUGUCUGACUGGAUGGGCCUCAUCAGCACCUGCGGUCUCCUAGGUGAGGCCACGGGUCUGACCUCGCACGCCGCCAAGCUGGCCUUUGCUCGCAGCCUGUGUGUGGUGGUGGACGAGGUGGGCGGCUGGAGUCGGGCGGUGUGUCUGGACCGCUGCGACCUCAUGGAGGCACUGGCGCGGCUGGCGGAGGAGAUGGCGCCGCCGAGCAGGGAGGAGGUUGCUGAGACGAUGCGCGAGGUGAUGGGGCUGUACGGCAGCAGCUUGGACGCCAUCAUGGUCCACCCCUGGCUCUGCUACUACACCGUGUUGCCCGUCCCCAUCCUCCAAACACGCCGUCACGCCGCCGCGGAGGCCGCUGCCGCCGCCAAAGCCGCCGCCGCCGCUGCCGCCACAGAAGCAGCCCGCAGCGCCCCUAACGCCACCCUAACCACCACCUCCAACACCGAUACCAGCAACCUAUCCCCCGGCACGGGUGCCGGCACCGGUACGACAUCCACAUCCACCGCCGCCGCCGCCCUCCUCAGCAGCAGCAUGCAGCGCCUGCCCUCCCGCACAUCCAUCGCAGGCCCGGGCUCCCUGCUUAGCCGCAACAGCACCACCCUCGUGCAGCGCAGCAGCGGCGCCGCGCGCACGCUUGCGAGUUCCGCCGCCGCCGCUGCCGCCGCUGCGACGGCUGCGCCGCCUCCCCCCGAGUGGUUUCCCCCGCCUCCACGGCUGUCAUCGCUGCUGGAGGCGCUGCUAGACCUGCUGUUCGGGCGCUUGCGGGAGCACUGGGAGUGCAAAGAUGAUAAGCAGCUGAUGGUGAGGCUGCAGACGCGGGCGAAGAACCUGCAGCGGACGGCGUAGGGUGUGGGAGCGGAAAGGGGUGCGAUGUACGGUGCGGCAACUUAGGGGGAGGUGGGAUGAGUCGGGAAACGUCGGGAAACGUUGGUGUUUCCUGGGUUAUGAAACUGGGUUAAUCGAACGCACAGUGCUGAGGGGGAGUUCUGUUGAGGGGGUAGGACGUCGCUGGGAUGGGGGCAUGAAGGGGAAAGGGCUUUAGAAAUCUGUGGCGAUGGUGGCGUGAGGCUGUGUUGGCGUGCGCAUCGUUAGGGUAGGACGGCUUGCAGUGAUGAAUAAACGUGGACUUGUGCACGGAGGACUUAACUGGGCAGGGAGGCACAUGCUGAAUUAGGUUGCAGCAUUUUGGGGCAGGGGGGUGGAAGGCUAGAGGGUGGAAGAGUACAGUAAUACUGCUGAAAUGGUUGUCGUAGGUGGGGUGGCUUGCUGCCGCAUACGCGGAUGCGCUGGAUCCCAAUGGAUGACGCAGCGCUGAAAGGGCAACAACCCUCACUUGCAUGAGAAAUUGAUAACCGUGUGCGUGCGUCUGCGCGCGUACCGGUAUUUCAUGCGUGCCGUUUGCAUGCCGACCCCAAUGUUGCUCCUGGUAAUCCUGUGGACGCCGUGCAAAAGGACAACGGCGUGACAACGCCUACCUCACUUGGUUUUCUCCUCGUUUGUUUAGCAGUCAUGGGUGCAGGGUAAGCAAAACCGUGCCGUUGCCCCUGCGCGAAACGUUGGGUGCGGGUUGAGGCGGCGUGCACGUGGCCCAAUACGUGGCGGAGGAACGAGGAACACAGGAGCAGCGUCGCUAUAUGUCCUGAUGACUGUUGCAUUGUUGAUGUGGUUUUCGGGGUCCAGCCAGCCGGUCUCCCAGGUAGACAGGAGUGUGCUUACUGAUGCGUAAUAUGAUGAUGGCUGAUGCCAAUCUGCUGAAGAAAGUGUGAAUAAUGGUGUGAGGUAGCUGCUUUGGAGAGGGUCAUGCCACAGCUUCCGCUUCGGAGCAGCCCUGUCCUGCUUCAUCGGAAAUCACACAGAUGCGCGUGAUACGGACCAGCACGAUUCCUGGGAAUAUGGUGAAACGUGCUUACAAGGCUUUCAUUUAAGGCGAGCCGCAUGUGUGUGGCUCCUGGACGGUUUACCCCAAUUGUGUGUACGGUAUUGGCGUAC
Astrephomene gubernaculifera is the source of this 6003-nucleotide messenger RNA. Lineage: Eukaryota; Viridiplantae; Chlorophyta; Chlorophyceae; Chlamydomonadales; Astrephomenaceae. The record is from the annotation of a GenBank genome assembly.